AACUCCUCGGCAGUCAGCGCCAGGUGGAUCAGACCUCAGGUCAGCAAUGGGGAGAUCACUGAGUAUCAGCUGCGCGUGGACGGAACAGUAGUGUACAAAGGGUUGGAGAUGGAGCACACAGUGUCGGGACUUACUUCCUAUAAAGAUUACUCCUUCACUCUAACAGCCUGUACCCAGGGAGGAUGCACGCAAAGCCCCCCGUCACAGGGCGCACCGACGAUGCCCCUCCCACUGACCUCGAUCCUCCCGUCCUGCGCGUUCUGGGCUCCACGGGGAUCGAAGUUUCAUGGUCACCGCCGAGAAACCCUAACGGCGUCAUCGCCUCCUACGACGUGCGGCGCGGUGGACAGUUGGUAUUCACCACGGCCAUCAACCCUGCGGGAAACAUCCAGAACACCUACACCGACUACGGCCUGCGGCCAGGUGAGGAGUACACAUACACCAUCAUCGCCCGCAACAGCAAAGGCAGCAUUGAAAGCCCUCCCGCCACGGCCCGCACCUACUCUUCUUCUCCCUCGGGCCUGGCCCCGCCUACUUUGGAGCCCCUCUCCUCUACUGCCAUCCGAGCAUCGUGGACGCCGCCCAUCAACCCCAACGGCAGGAUCGCCAACUACAGCCUGUAUCGUAAUGACAGCUUGGCGUACUCGGGCGGUCCUGAUCAGCUGACCUACACCGUGCCGGGUCAAUUUCUUCACGCGCUACACCUUCCGCCUCCAAGCUUGCACGGACAGCGGCUGCGCGCUUACUGAACCCGUUACCGCGCAGACGCGGGAGGCGGCGCCAGAACUACAGGAAGCGCCCUCCCUGACAGCGCUGGCCAGCGAGGCCGGGGCCCACCUGGGUGUGAUGGCUACCUGGCGCCCACCUGUCAGACCCAACGGUGUCUUGCUGAGCUACCAGCUGCAGAGGAGGGCUGUUACGCAGCUUGAUGCGGGUGAGCUGUACGGGGACCCGCUGUUGGUGUACAACGGCACUAACCUGCAGGUGACCGACACGGAUCCGCGCGUGCUACCAUACCACACGUAUCAGUAUAUGGUCAGCUCGGUCAACAGCGCCGGUACGGCCUCGAGCCAAUGGGCUCGCGUCACCACCAGACAGGCGCCGCCUGCGGCACUCGAUGCACCUGUCAUAUUGAGUGUUACGACGACAACCAUCACAGUUCUUAUCACACCACCAGCACAACCCAAUGGCGUCGUGAAGCUGUACAAUGUCUUGGUGGAUGGAGAAGUGGCAGCUUCAGGCUUGACCCUUCAGCAGACGGCGGGAGAUGCUGUGCCCUGUUUCCAUUCACCUCCUACACCGUUCAGGUUCAAGCCUGCACCAGCGGGGGCUGCACCAACAGCAGCGGGGUGACUGUUAGGACGACAGCGGCCAAACCGUCAGGCCUGAAGCCCAUCGUAGUAGUGGAGACCAACAGCUCUGCCAUGGCUCUAGCGUGGACUUACCCUAGCAGUUCUAAUGGAGUCAUACUCAGGUUCGUCGUGUACCGCCGUCUGGCCUGUCCCCUCGCUGAGCAACCUUUCUCUCAGCCAGCCUGCGUCCCCGGAGACGCACAGGAGGUGUACCGGGGACUGGACACGAUCCUGACCACCAGCGGGCUGGCCUCCUACACGGCCUACGAGUUCCUCCUGCAGGCGGAGAACGAGCUCGGCUCCGUCGACCUCCCCGUGUGGGUCAGAGCCGUCACGGCGCCGGCAGCGCCGCAGUACGUGAAGGCCCCGGUGUUGACCAAGAACGGCACCCUGGCUGUGGUGGACUGGACCCAGUCAUUCGCCCUGAAUGGUCGGCUGCGAGACUACGUCCUCAGCGCAGACGGCGAGGUGGUCAGCAAGACCAUCAGUUCGGUGGGUGGAGUGGAAAGGUUGACCAAAGACAAAACUAUCACCUUCAUCAUUCAGGCCGUGACUGUGGUGGGCCAGGCUCAGUCACCUCCCAUCAUUUUUGAUCCUAAUGCUGCUAACAACACCGGCGUAACGAACCCAACGCCCACUGCCUCGCCCACUACAGACGAGAAUACAUUUUACAAAGAAGUGUGGUUCAUCAUCGUAAUCGUCAUCGUGGGCCUCCUUAUCAUAGCCAUUAUCAUCGCUAUUUGCUUCCGGAGGUCGUACAACCAACAGCCCUACAUCCGUGAGCGCUUGCCGCUGGAACCGCACCGACCAAGCGACCACGUGACCUCUACGUCAUCGACGCUCGAGAUGGCAGCGUCAUCGACGGGAUGCAGCCGCCUUCAAGAAUGUCCGGCAGCAGCUUCCUGUUCCAGGGCCUGGGCCUUGGCGCUGUCAACCCCGCCUUCACCGCGGACCGCGACCUGUACUCGCUGUCGCUGGACCGAGCGUCCAGCUCCUUAGAGGACGACCCUGAUGCCACGUGGGAGAGAAACUACGACAGCGGGCUGUUCGAUGACGAGGACAUGGACAGCGUGAACGAACCAGCCUACAGCUACAGCAGACAGCAGAUGAUCUUCACAGACACGCAUCUGUGACCGCACAGCUUCACACACACACAGUUACACGGGUUCUGAGAGCGGUGUCUUAGGCGACAACUUUCAAGGCUUUGUUUGUAAACCGAUAAAAAGCUCUGGAGCAGGAUUAGACCAUUUCAGAAUGAAAAGCUGCAUUUCUGUAGUUUGGGAUGAUGCCAUCAAGUCGUCUCUUCUAGGUCUUAGUUGACAUACACCCCGUGUAUUGCAUAACAUUCAACUUGAUUUUCCACUGAGAUUCUGGAAAACUGAUGCCGUGUUUGUCUGCUUCUCAUAAUCUUGGCACUUGCGUUCUUACGGAAGAAUAAGAGGGGUAUGUGAAAAAAGAAUGGACGGAGAGGAGGAUGACAAGAUGACCCCUUCCCUUAGUGCGUAUGUUGCUGAGUUCAGUUUGGGAGGGGCCGUAGUUUGGCUGGGAGUCCACGUACCUCGGAGAUCAUCCUACCGUGGGUAUCAUCUCAACUGGCAUUGUAACUGUUUUGCUGAUCGUAUCUUAAUUAUGAUUAUAUCUUAAUUAUGCAUAUGAUUUCAACAGACAUCAGCUUGUACGGCUGCUUUUGAAUCUCAUUGGGUGUGACAGCAAGGGUCAACUUUCUUCAGAUGACUACCCUCAUAUCUGUCAUCACAGAGACCCCGACCUUACAAUCUUGUACAACGAGCGACUUUUUUUUCGCAGACGGCUUGGGCACCGUAUUCUUUAUUUCUGUGUUUUAUGUAUUUUAGGCAUUUUUGCUGAUAUUUCACUUGUAGUAGGCUAUGAAGAAUCUUUCUUACACCUUGCUUGAUAACUUUUGUGAAAGCAAAUUUUUUCUCCAAUGGAUAUUCAGUAUAGUUCCCUUGUCCUAGCUGCACUUCAGCGCUUUAAGCCUGGAACUGUACAGCAAGAGCAGCUGACACAAUAAUCCGUGGCAUAGGUGUUUGUUUCACAUCACAGAUUUGCUGUCUCCGAGCAUCAGUAUACCUCAUCACUAACUGUCGUUUGGACAUUUAUUCUGUAUAUGUAUUUCUUGUUAUGAUCACACCAGUCAUAGUUUUGUGUGUACUAUAUUUAAAAAUCGUUUUACUUUUUUAACUACCGUCAUUAGUAAAAGAAAAUUAAAGAGAAAUAAAGA
Messenger RNA from Pomacea canaliculata, 3594 nucleotides. Its product is annotated as usherin-like. Lineage: Eukaryota; Metazoa; Mollusca; Gastropoda; Architaenioglossa; Ampullariidae. Gene Ontology annotation, molecular function: protein binding. Bases 1074 to 2351 code for a protein of 425 amino acids. The record is from RefSeq and is a predicted model, not a curated record. The transcript is spliced from 10 exons.